Messenger RNA from Zingiber officinale, 2078 nucleotides. RefSeq lists its product as uncharacterized. The record is from RefSeq and is a predicted model, not a curated record. The transcript is spliced from 2 exons. Lineage: Eukaryota; Viridiplantae; Streptophyta; Magnoliopsida; Zingiberales; Zingiberaceae. Gene Ontology annotation, molecular function: protein binding. Bases 62 to 1891 code for a protein of 609 amino acids.
AACCCACUCUUCUUACCUCUCCCCUUCCGCCAACCCAUUUCCACUUCUCCUCCCUGCCUUUAUGGAAACGGCCGCCGCCGGUUCCGCCACCACCGGCCUUUGCCACUCCGACUAUGUCGAAUCGUCCCCACGCUCCCUCUCCGGAGGCUGCUGGGAGGAACCCGCGUUGCCUCCGGCCAGUUCCGCCGGCGCCCGCCUCCGCUUGAUGUGCAGCUACGGCGGCCGCAUCGUCCCCCGGCCGAGCGAUAAGUCCCUAUGCUACGUCGGAGGAGAGACCCGCAUGGUGGUCGUCGAUCGCCACUCUACUCUCGCUGACGUUUCCGGCAAGCUCUCUCGGAACCUCCUUGGCGGUCGUUCCUUCUCCCUCAAGUACCAGCUCCCCAACGAGGACCUCGACUCGCUGAUCUCAGUCGCUACGGAUGAGGACCUCGACAACAUGGCGGAGGAGUACGAGCGAAUCGUGGCCGCUUCCUCCGCUGGCGUUGGGGGCGGGGCCACCGGCUCCUCCCGCCUCCGGUUGUUCCUCUUUCCAUCCAAGGCGGAGAUGUCGCCCGCGUCUUCGAUUGGGUCUCUCCUCGACGAUUCCAAAUCGGAUCUUUGGUUCGUCGACGCCCUUAAUAGCGCUAUGGGCGGGAUGGGGAUCGACGGAGUCCCUCGCCGCCUGUCCUCCGACUCUGCCUCCGUCAAUUGCCUCCUUGGCCUCGAGGACCUCUCCUCCGUUCACUCUCACAGCGGUGCCCUAAUAUCCGGCAGUGCGGGAGGGGGUCAAUUAGAUCGGCCCGAGCCGCUCGUCAUCCAGCGCCGCCCGGAAUCUUCCGGCAAGCUUGCCCGCCAAACCCAGGACGUUCACUCCAUCCCGGACACGGCCAUGCUCGAUACUAAUUCCUCCUUCGGAUCUGCAUCUUCCUCUCCUUCUCCCUCCAAUCUUCCGCCCAUCCGCACCGGCUUCGAGGACAAUUUUUCCCACACGAUUCAUUCCGCCGCACCGGCCUCAUCCACCGGUGGCCACGACGAUUGUAAGGAGCCAGCGUUCCCUCACUAUCUCCGCCCCCCUCCAACUGUUCCCCUCUCCGCAUCUUCCGUCGCCACCACGACCGUCUCCCCUAUCGAAAACCCUAUCCGAAAUUUCUCCUACGAUGACGAAAAGUAUGAUCUGGGUGUCAUCCCCAAUCUCUCUCAGCAAUCCCUGAAGCCAAAUCUGAACGAAGCACCCAUCCCUGUUCCCGGAUCGAGGAUGCUGCUGUUUUCGGAUGCCACGAUUGAUCAAAAACGCGACCUGCCUGUUUCCUCGGAUCCCAGCUACCACGUUCCGUUUCCGGCGACUAGCAUCGCCGGUUACCAAUUUCCCCAAGUGCAACCGCAGCAAUUCCAGCAGCCACAGCUCCAUCCGCAGUUCCAUCAACAGCAGCCACAGUACGUUUCGGUGAAUCCCCACUACAUGCCCCAUCCCGCCGCCGGCAACGUCAUCCCCGCUUCAUCCUACUACCCGAUCGCAGCCUCCCACGCAAUACAGCAAUCGCCGCAAACCCCCCACCCAUACGACCCCCAAAUUCCCAUGUACUUCUACCCCGUUCAGCCGGCCGCGACGUACAAUUUGGCGGAUCCAAAUUCGACGCAAACCCAGGCGAAACCUGCAGUGCCCACCCACUCGUUCGCCGGCGCCGGGUACCACGUGCUUCAGCCCCAUAAUCUUUCUCAGCCACCCGCGACGAUGCUUAACUACGGCUAUGAAUUCGGGGGCGGCGUCGAUCAUUCCCACCAGCAGCUAUACUACUCUCAGGCAACCUCAUCCCCGGCGUUAGCUCCUCAGGGUCAGCCGGCGAGCUCUGUUGUGGCCGUUUCAGGUGCUGCAAUGGCGCCUACCGACGCCAAGGCAAACAGAGCAUCAUGAAUCUAACCACUUCCAGUUAUGCGAUUACAUGUUCCAUUCAGUGUUCAGCGUUCUUAGUUACUCCGCCUGUUCUUAUAGGAAUAAGUGUCUUUGCUCUUAGAUCACAAACUCAUGUUGUUUCGCCACUCGUUUAUCUUUCAGUAAACUUUCAGAGAUUUCGAUGCACACGAAGUCUCUGCUCAAAUUC